AUGCUCAGGAAGACCGUCCUCAUCACCGGCUGCAGCGACAACGGCAUCGGCUCCGGUCUAGCCCUAACUUUCCAAGCUCAGGACUACUACGUCUUUGCAACGGCUAGGAACCCAGCCAAAAUGUCCAAACUCGCUGACCUACCCAACGUUACUCUUUUACCCCUCGAUGUCUGUAAAAAUGAGGAAAUCACGGCUGCCGUGGAGGCAGUGAAAUCCCAUACCGGCGGCACCGGCAAAUUAGACUACCUAAUCAACAACGCUGGCCAAGGGCACUUCAUGCCAAUCCUCGACCAGGAUCUGAAGAACGCAAGAGACCUCUAUGAAAGCAACGUAUGGGGCCCUCUUGCUGUAACGCAAGCUUUCGCUCCGUUACUCAUAAACGCGAACGGGACAGUGACAUUCAUCACCUCCGUCUCGGGGCAUAUUAAUUGCCCAUACAUUGGCGUAUAUGCAGCGUCAAAACAAUCCCUGGAGAUCAUUGCUGAGACACUCCGCCUUGAGCUCCAGCCGUUUGACGUGAGAGUCCUGUCGGUUGUCACUGGCGCUGUGCAGAGUAUGGGGCAGGUUGGGCGGUUUGAUGAGUACAAACUCCCAGAAGAUUCAAUGUACAAGCCAAUUGAGGCGUUCAUAAAAGACCGAGCGCAGGGAAAGGACGGGAUAGAGAGGGAGGAGCUGAUGACUUACUGUAACAAGGUCGUGAGUGAGAUCACGGAUGGCAGGGCGAAAAAGUUCUGGUGUGGAGGUAGUGCGGGCUUUGCGAGGAUCACAUCAUGUCGAAAGGAACGGGGCUUGAUGUUCUGGCAACAGAUAAGAAGGGCAAUUAACGAGUACUUCCAGACGCAGCGUCUGGUCUGUGGAGGACGCUUUGGCUCGGGCGUUAUAGUUCACAUUCACCCAGUAUUCGUGUUCAUCCAUGUACGGUCCUGUAUCAUCAGCGUCCAUUAUGCUUGUAGUACACAGGCAUACGUGCGGCAGCGAAAUUUUUCGCUCGACGUCGGGGUGGAGCAUGACGUGCAUCUUCAUACGGGUAAAGCUCUCGAACCCGAAUAUGAAUGUAUGGAUUGGAUGCUUAACCGGUGA
Aspergillus nidulans FGSC A4 is the source of this 1080-nucleotide messenger RNA. RefSeq lists its product as uncharacterized. Bases 1 to 1080 code for a protein of 359 amino acids. The record is from RefSeq and is a predicted model, not a curated record. Lineage: Eukaryota; Fungi; Ascomycota; Eurotiomycetes; Eurotiales; Aspergillaceae. The transcript is spliced from 2 exons.